GCUCUAAAUCAUGCGAAAAGCCACUUCAGUUAGCAUUCGGGUGAUUUCCGAUAUCCUUUGUUUUGUUGUGCUGUUCCUUGCCAUGGGCGUGUUUCAGAACAUUCAACCUUUUCGCCGCGGUUAUUUCUCUCAGGAUGAGAGUAUUCGGCUACCAUAUCAUCCAUCGACUAUUCCGUCCGUCGUUUUGAUCUCGGUCACAAUUACUCUCAUUGUCGUGACAAUAACGGCAUCAGAACUGUGCAUUUUCUGGGAUCGCCUCACUGUUCGGAGGGCUGGAUUGCCUAUUGUGUUAUAUUCCUUGUACGAUUAUCUUUUGGCCGCUUUCUUUGGGUACUGUGCGAAUAUCACGAUUACAGACGUGUGUAAAGUCGCGAUUGGACGCCUGAGGCCCAAUUUUUUCAGUGUCUGUGAACCUGUACCAACCUCUACCACCGCUUUGGGAUACAUUGCUAGCUAUUCCUGUAAAAGUGGUACACCUAGAGACCACCGGGAUAUCACAAAAUCCUUCCCCUCUGGUCAUUCGUCGCUGUCUGUCUACACCGCAGUCUUCUUGUGCAUUUAUCUACAAAUGAGACAACCUCCGUGGAGGAACGCUGCCUUACGGUUGGCUUUCCAGGCAGUAUUUUUGGCGCUCGCUAUUGUAACUUGUAUAUCACGUAUCGUGGAUAACAAACACCAUCCGACGGAUGUGAUCGCCGGCGCUGCUUUGGGAUUAGUGGUGGCUUUCAGUGUGCCUUUUUACGUUCCGAAGCUGUUUUGCCCACCGGUCAACCACUCUUGUCUGUGCGGUCUUAUGAACUAUCACGAUCGCUCAAUCGUGAAGCGCCAAAGGAUGGCCGUUAAUUCUUUCCACUCGUCAUAUGUACAAAAGAUCCCGAAGUGGACACACCAAACCACCUUGGUUUGAAGAGUGUCACACUCGAAAUGGCUGAUUCAGCGUGUUCCACUCUUGACCUGCCCUAAUAGUUGCUUACCCCAUCGGAGGGUCAUCUGAUGGAAUCCAGCAGUUGAAAUCGUUGUGCUUAACUGUUGGAAGUUUCUGUACCUGUUCACGACUGUCUUCCGUGUGCCCUCGACGUCGUUUGUACCUCUCAUUCACAACCUCACUACACUGGUCUUCUACGCCCAACGGAACAUAUCUCCACCAUUGUAGUCCCAAUCGCCGUUACCCGACCGAUGUCCGUCAUACUCAAUUGUCAAUGUUUAUAUGUUUCUCUUGUUCCUUUGAAUUCCCCCGUUUUUUGUGCCUCGCUUUUUGCACUGGCUAUUUCCGUUAAUAUUACUUGAAAAUAUGAUUUUUACGCCUCUAA
This is a messenger RNA of Dicrocoelium dendriticum, 1310 nucleotides long. Lineage: Eukaryota; Metazoa; Platyhelminthes; Trematoda; Plagiorchiida; Dicrocoeliidae. The record is from the annotation of a GenBank genome assembly.